AUGGUUGAUUUAUUGAUUGAUAGGGUUCGAGCGUGUGUGGACUUUGAUUUUGGCUUAGAAGCCCGAAAAAACCUUGAAAAUUUCGCCAGAAGAGUACACAGACGGUUCAUCACCGCCUUCAAGUCGAAUUUCUCAGUUAUACGAGAGCUUUGUAUCGCUCUGCUAUCUUCGGAUCCUAUCCCGCGUCCAGGCAGCACCCAGAUUAAGCUUGACGUAAACGCAGAGCCUCCCAUUUCUGGCUUUUAUCAAAGUGGUUGUGCCUUGCUAGAACACUCGAAAAUUUCUUCACUUGAUUACACUUAUCAAAUAGUUCACCCCUCAGUUUCGGCUUCACUUCCAGCUGAAAAACCGUGCCACUGGACCGAAGUCGUUAAACGUCGUACAUUUUGCGUCCUCACGUUUUAUCGGAUUAUUGUCAUGGCACCAGUACCUUCGCUGGAUAUCUAUAACAGUUACAACUGCGACGAAGUUCAUCACUCUGCGAGUCUAGUUAAGCAGUGCGAUUUAAAAAGUAUCUACGGUGAUGGCUGUUCUGAUGCGAUUCGAAAAUUAGUAAUAACUAAAGUCGCUAAGGGUAACUGUGAUCCAUUUUUUGUAAUGAAUGUGGAACUUGUCGAUGAUAUCCUGGAAAACUGGUUCAAAAAAAUGCCGGAUGUUAAGCCAUACUAUGCGUUGCGGUGCAAUCCAGACAAUAUCCUACUAAAACUACUCACUCGAAACACCGAUAUGGGUUUAUGUUGCAGCAAUCGAUAUGAAGUUGAAAUGGCAAUGAAAAUUGUCAAUGUGGAUCGAAUCAUUUAUGGAAAUCCGUUGUGGACACGUGGCAGUAUUCGUCAUGCUAAGGAAUGUGGCAUUCAGACAGUUAUUAUUGAAACAGAAGAUGAUUUAAAACGUUUUACAACUUAUUAUCCUGAAGUAAGUAUAAUUUUACGCGUAACAAUGGAUCGCAAACUGGUUAGUGAUCCUUUUACGGAAGACAACUUUGAUGUCGAGAAAGCUGUCAGUUUGCUCCGCACGAUAAAGGAUUCAUCAGUGAAAAUAAAAGGCGUUAGCCUUUCUGUACGUUCAAUCUGUACAACACCAACGAUGUAUUUAUAUGCAAUUGCACAGUGUCGGCGAUUGUUUGAUACUGGACUCGAAGUAGGCCAUAAAAUGGAUGUUCUGGAUGUUGGUGAUGGAUUUCCAAGUAUGUCUGCUACCGAUGGCAUAUCAUUUGAUCAGAUUGCUAAGUCGUUGCAAGUUGCACUUGCACUUUUCUUCCCAUCGAAGCUCUUCAAAGACAUAAAAAUAAUUGCUGAACCAGGCCCUUAUUUUGCGGCUUCUACUUUUUCUCUGAUCACUCGUGUCAUCGACAAACGUUUAAUUGAUGGAAGUUUUCUCACCAAUGAUGAAUCAGACGCUGGUACAGUCGGCUACGUUUAUCAGAUUAAUGAAGGAUUUUAUGGCGCAUUUGGUUGUAAACUUUCGACUCGCCGUAAUCCUAUCUGUUCGCCGUUAAUGAUUUUCGGCGAAAAAAUGAACACAUAUGCAGCAAUCAUUGGUCCAGAACCGUGUGAUACGGAUAUCGUCCUACCGCUGACGAGACUUCCACCUCUACAGGUGGGUGACUGGCUGAUUUGGCAUGAUAUGGGAGCUUACACGAUUGGUAACCAUGACACAUCCGAACGAAAUGAUCCACCACUGGUUAUUUACUACCACUGCAAUGGCGAAAAAACAAAGACUUUUUUUCCGAUCCCAAGAACUCUUCCACUUGAAGAUGUACCAAGUGAGACGUGCAGUUCUUCAUAUAAUUAUGUACGCGAUGCUUCGGGAUCCGAACUUAUCAGUCACACAGAUGCUAUUAGUACCGUCGUGAAAUAA
Molecule: messenger RNA, 1860 nt
Organism: Loa loa (African eye worm)
Lineage: Eukaryota; Metazoa; Nematoda; Chromadorea; Rhabditida; Onchocercidae
Exons: 11
Coding region: 1-1860 (619 amino acids)
Biological process (GO): polyamine biosynthetic process
Molecular function (GO): catalytic activity
Source: RefSeq, a predicted model, not a curated record